AGCGACUGCGUCUUGUAUCGCAGCAAAAGCAAGUCUUCCCCACCCUCCUCUUCACUUUUCGUUCUUCGUUCUCCCACCCCUUUCCUCCGCCGUAGACCGUGGUGACAAAGCUUGUGUGGGACGUAGAGGAAAAGGUGGAAAAGAACCACAAGAACUGCCAUUCUUACAAAUGCAUAGCAGCUGCUGUUUGUUUUCGUGAAGUGCGGUCACUCUCCUCGAAACUGUGUUGUUCACUUUUUCCUUCUCAUCUUUCCUCUUUCUUGUCUGUAUAGACUGUUCGCUUCGUUUUUCGAACUCCACGACCUUUAGGGAGUCUGUCAUCCCCGGCAGAGAAACUCCUCGUUUAGCUGCUUGCAGAUCUCUUCUUCGGACCAUUAAUUCGCUUAGCUGACUAGUAAUCGUCACGAGGGAGAGAGGAAGACACACUUAGUCGCAGACGAAUGUAACGUAUACCUCCCCCCCCCCCUCCUUUUUUGUAGCUGCGCAUCGUCCAUUACUCAACUUUAUUUUAUUUAUAUAUUCACAGUAGUUAUGCAGCGUACGUAAAUCAAGACAUCACACAAACUUCUUUCCUCCAUUUAUUUUUCGGAAGAUAAUCUAGAGUUUUAUAUAUAUAUCUUUAAUUACUUUCAUUUCCUUACUAUUAUUAUUAUUGUUGCUAUUUAGUGUUGCGCUGUGUGUGCACCUUCAACCUUGUACUUGGCGUUGUGCGGCUGUUCAAUUCUGUCUGUGUCUGUCUCUCUCUGUGUGUCUGUGUUGGACUUCAUGUUUUAUUUUGCUGUUCUAUUUAAUCUUACAAUUUCUCGUUGUGAUUGUGAUUGUUCUUCCUUCUCGUUCUCGCGAUCGUUUGUUGGUGUGUACAGUUUUAUUCUGUUAUUUCUUUACGUCCUAUAGAGGCGCUCUCUGCUUAAAGGAACGCAGUGCGUUACCGUCACACAUACACACGUUUGUUUGUUUUGUGUUUCUUAAAUUAAUUAUCGCGACGACCUCACAGAGCCACACGGCCGUACAUCCCUUCAGCCAAGGAUCUUCUCCUUUUCCUCCGUGUCAGUAGGCGAGAUGACGGAGCCGCGGCAGUCACCGGAGGCGACGCCUGUCCCACCUACGGGUACCUCCACCAACGCCGCCUCCGUCCAUCCGAACAGCAUGGAGGUCGCAAACAUGCGCUUUAACGAGACGGCGCCGCCGGUCGUGUCCACGACAUCCUCCUCACCCCUUCCGGAAGGCAACCCCACCGCCGCUGUGCCGUCCUCCUCGCAGCCGCCCCCCGCUGCCCUCGCGAGGAACGACUUCAUGCUUAGCCGCAGUCGGCAAAUACCCUACUCAACCAUGAACGACUUCGACGCAGCACGGCAGUACCGCAGCCGUCAAGGAGGCACCCAACAUCAUUCGGCUGGGCACCGUCAUUUGCACAGAGAGAACUCAUCGCACCGUGCGCCGCGACAGCACCGCAGCCAUGCCCACGGUGCGUCCGCACACGGACAAACGCGGAGCAGACACGGUAGCCGGUCGGAGAAGCACGGGCGUCACACAUCACCACGACAGCAGCAUCCGCAUCAGCAUGGGCGAAUGCGUCGCCAGUUAAUGGCGACACCAAAAAUUGGGCGCCCUUUUGCAUCGCACCCGGAGCUGCCGGCGCUGGAGGGCGCGAGUGCCGCGGCGUCGUCGGCGACGGAUUACGCAAACUGGGCUCGCCUCGACACUGUAAACGCGAAUAAUAACAAUAGCAGUCCUCAUAGCAAGCUGCCCACGACGACGGAAGCGGCAGUGCCUGGCUUUGGGAGGCCUGCGGAUGCGAGUGGUGGUGGUGGUGGUCUCACGGGUGGCCCGCUCGCCAGCCCCGACCGCCCUCGCCAACGUUCCUCUGCGCGCGACGACAGCGAAGUUGUCGUGGGCCCUACGACCACCACCGUUGCCACUGCCUACAGCAACGACUUGGCUGGUAACACCGGGGAUAGUCGGAAGAGUACGAAUCUCGAGACUGUUCCAGCGAUGACGUUUUCUCCGCUGCACCUACAGCAGCAGACGGCCCCGGUAGACAGCGGUAUUCUUGACGAUGAAGGGGCGUUGUUUCCGCCGCUCGAGGGCCGACACGUGCGCAUCUCCGCCCGCGACCGCGACGAGACAAACGGGCGGUUGCCGGUCAGCACCGCCCCCCGCAAAGGCAGCCGGCACACUGGAGGUGGAGAUACGGCACAUCGCUCGCAUCGCCGUCGCCAUUGCGGUCAUCCCGGCUCCGAUUCCGAAGGCCGCAACGCCAGUCGCAGCACCAGCAGUGAGGAAGAGGGAGAGGCGGAGGACUACACGACCAACUCUGCAGGGUCCGCUGCGACUCGCGCCACGCGUGACAGCUUUGGCUAUCCGAUUUAUCAUCCCAUCUUCCACCACGGGACGUUAGGCGGUGACGACGACUUCGAUCGCGGUCGAGCCGGCGAGGCUGCAAGGGCUCCCGCCAUCGCCGGUGGUGGAGGCGGCGGUGCGCCGCCGCCUGGUCCUACGCUGGAGGUGCCGACCACCACCGAUGUCCCAUGGGACCUACGCAAUGUCGCGGAGCGCGAGAUCAACAAAACGUUUGCCUUUCUCAGCACGCGGUACUUCUGGUUUUUGAUCGAGUACGCACUUCGCGUGACCUGCAUCGCGAUGCUGAUUCCCGCCAUCAUAAUCAACCUUAACCUGAAGCACACUCCCUUCGAGUCUACCACCUUUGCGUUGACGAGUGUCGUAAUCGCGGUGGGCACCAACUUCGGCCAGUCCUGCGUCUUCUUCGUUCAAUACAUCAAGGGCGGUUGCAUUUGGCUGCCGCUCGCCACCAUCUGUUCUGCACUGAAGCUCAACCGCUACCUUGGCGCGUGGUUUGUGGUGUACCUGGUGCUGCUCUUCUUGAUGGCUAUGUUUACAGAGAAGACGACGCGACGCAUGUGCCUGCUGCUGUACAACAUCUCCAUGGUGAGCCUUCUCUCGGGUGAUGAGAGUCUCCUCUUCCCAACCCGCGUCCUCGCUGAUUGGGCCCUCGGCGCUGCCUUUGCCCUGGUGUCCACGCUGAUCCCGUACCCGAUGCUGGCGACGCGGUUCUCGGCGCACAUCACGAAGAUCAUGUUCAAGAACACGGCGACCUGCUUUACGGGUAUUCUGUCCUGUUUCUGGGCGCCGAGCAACACGGAGCGCAGCAUGUCGAUGGUGCGCAUCCGCUACCUCGUGCGCACACUCGACCACCUGAUUGAAAAGUUCGACUCCUACGACGCCUUCACCUUUUACGAGGUCCUCAUCUACGAAACCUCCGAACGUCGCGAGGUGCGGAAGGAGAAGGUGCAGCUGCUGCUGAAGCUCAAGAUGAACCUACGUGCGAUGGAGCGGGUCAUCAACAUGGUGCAGGAACGGCCGCAGAUGAUCGACCUCAGCGAGCGGUGCCUGCUGCUGCGCGACCACCUCUCCCUUCCGAUGGACGACAUCUCGCGCUCCAUGGAGGCCCUGCUGUGGAAGCUGAGCGAGGCGAAGAAGUAUGACCAGCUCCGCACCCUCAGCGGAUACUUCGAGGCCGCCGGGCGUGCGAUCAAGCGCCUGCAGACGGAGUUCGACGUCGGCCGGCGCGUACUGCUGUACGAGCACCAGGAAGCCAGCAUUCUGCGCGACGGGCGCAUGGAGGAGUUCGUGCCGCUGAUGACCUUCUUUGUCUUCUCCAUCGUCAACUUCUGGGUCACGCUGGAGGAGUUCGAGUCCUUCAUUGACCGCCACAAAGCCACCAACGACUGGAAGGAGUCCUUCAAGCUGAUAUGGAGCGCACUGAUCGACCCGUUUGCGGAAAACGCGACACUCGUGCGCCUCCUGUGCGUGCGCCGCGGCGAGGCGGAGGUGCGGGUGGUGAUCGAAGCUGCCAAAGUCAGCGUGGCGAUGCUCAUCGCGGUCAUCUUCUUCUACUACGUCGACAAUCAGAGUCUCCUCCUCACCGGCCCGAGCAUCAUCGCCUUCGUCUCUGGCACGAAUCCGGUAGAAGCGGUGCAGGCCGGUGCGGCGCGGAUGAGCGGGACGAUGAUUGGGGCGGUGCUCGGUUUCUUUGCUGCCUCGCUGUGCCACACUGCCGUCGACCGCGUUCUCGCGCUGUGCAUUAUCACGUUCGUCAUGACCUUCUUCCGUCCCGGGCAGAAGUUUGGCACGAUCUGCAUGUACUGCAACUUCGUCGCCGUGAGCGGUCUCGCGCCGACGGAGCAGACGGCAGACUUGACGAUCAGCCGCAUUCAACAGAACACCUUUGCCAUCUUCAUUUACUGCUUUAUCAGUGUCGCAGUCUUUCCGGUGAGCCCGAAUCACGUCCUCUUUAAGAAACGUAUGUCCGUGAUGCGCAGUUUGAACAGCACCGUACAGAAACUCUCGUCGCUGUUCGGCGACGCGGCGCGAAGCUACAUAGAGAUUCGAGCUGAGAUCCAGCGCGGUGUCAAGACGGAGGAUGACGUCGUGAGCAUCGGCCACUUCUUGAAUUUGAACGACGGAUUUGGCUUGAUGCCGCUGCGCAACGGCAACACCGUAGUAAAACUGAAGGGACUGAACAACUCCGAGAUGGAUACGCCCGCAACGCGGAGCAGCUCGAAGCUGAUCAUGCCGCGGGCCUUCACCAUGGCCCCGCAGGACACUAUCGUUGAGGACAUCUUCACGGACAUCUUUUCGAUGAUGGAGACGAUGAAGCAGACGUCGUCGGUCAUGCCGUUAGCGGCGGAUGAGUUCCAGAUUAUUCCGCACGAGUACCCGCUGCGCGCCUCGGGCGACGUGCACGCCGCCCUGUACCGUCUGUGCGCGCUCGUCUACACCAUGACCUGUGCGUGGAAGACGAUGCGAGAAAAAGGGUACUUCACCACUGACAUGCUGCACAUCCUACAUAAUUUGUCACCGAUUGUGAACGACAUUGCGCGCUGCAUUGAUCGCUUUACGCAUGUCAUGGAGUUCUACGUCCGCUUCCCGUCCUCUGGCCUGUCGUCCGAGCUGACGAAAGGGGCCAUGCAGUUCCGUGCGCUAGGCGUGGAGCUGAGUGCGCGCAAGGAGCACGAUCUGAUUGCGGUGAUCCGUAAAACCGUUGCGAUGAAGCGCAUCCGCGAUGACCGCUCAGACACCGCCGGCGGGGACCACAACGAAGGAGGAGGAGGAGGAGGAGGCGGAAACGGCUAUGGAAGAGACCACGGCGGUGGAGGCGGUGAUGGCGGAUACUCACCGCAACAGCAGCAGCGGUCGCAACUGGAGGAGUGGGACACUCGAUCUAGUCCGAAGCAGCACCGCGGGAAGUGGCGCCACGACCCCGGCCAGCGUAAGGGCAGCCAACGAGGCAAAAAAAUGUAUCGUCGCGCGGCUUCGAGUGGUCGUCACGACUGUCGAGGGGCGUCGCCCAGUUAUGUAACGUCGCCGAGCGAUGCCGCCGUGUCAGGGGAGCGCGUGCAGAACUGCGACAACGACCGUCUCAGCCACUCCCAAGUCCGCUCCGCCGCGCCCUUCUUCCACACACUGACCACCCAUAAAGAGAGUACACCCAAAACGGGUGAUACUGCCUCGACGGCGUCCACCUUCAAGGACAGUGUGAUGCCGCGCAUCGACAGCCGCGAUCCAACGCGGUCGCACAUCACCGCGCCAAUUCCUGGUGACUCUGCCUGGCUGCCGGUGCCGCGGUCCGAGCUGCCGGCGGUGCCACGGCAAGAAGAGGAGCUGAACGAGGACAGCAUCGCGAACACGUCGCCGCGUUCCCGCGUGGACGGCGGGGGCACCGUGACCAACGCGACACGCGUCUUCGACGCCAGCGUCUUUCCGCCGCCGCCGCUGGACGACGGGCAGGCCGCUGCGGUGCGCCGCGCCACACUUGCGGCACGGCUUCCCCCGUCUAUGCGGGGAGACACCGUCAACGAGCACGCGGCUGUUCUGAGUGGCAACGCAUCCGGAACCACGCCGCCGUCAUCCUCGGCAUUUGUGAAGGCCGCUCCUACGCAGCUGAAUCGAAAGAGCAGCGGCGGCGACGGACCGCAACAGCGAUAUCCCCACGCGAGCACCACCGCGGCCGCGCUGACGCCCUCGUCGCCCUCCUCCUCACAUACACCGCCACACCGCCCCCGUCGCCGCUCGAGCCGGCACCCGCAGCGCCUGGUCGCACACGAGGAGAGCCCCGCGGUGAAGAAGCCGUCCACCCAGCAGCGCGCCGAUCAGCUGCGCGAGAACCUGCGCGGCUUCCAGCGUCACGCCACGACGGGCAACAUGACCCGCAAGCACAGCAGCUUUGAGAUGCGCACCUUCGGUGCGAGCUAUACGAACAUCGCCACCCUGGACAAGUCCGCCACCUUUACUUCGAACAACUCGGGGCACUAUCACUCCGCCCAUCCACGCCAUCACCCGCAUCACGGCUCACCGCACCAGCGCGCAAUUGGUCGCAGCCACAGCAGCCUGCAUUACGAAGACGAAGAAGAGGAUGAAGAAAAGGAAGAGAGUCCAGAUGAGGACUCGUCGCAUCACCGUCACCGUCGCUGCUCGCGACAGGCGGACACAACAAACAGUGCAGGCCCCGAGAGCAGCCUCCCUUACGGCAGUCGGGAGGGGGAUCUCGCGUUGCUGGGGUCGGCCACUCAGUACGACGACACCAACGAGCCGGCUUCUCUCUCCGUGUGGGAUCCACGCACAGUGGAAGGAGUACGUCGAGACGGCCCACCGCUCCCUCCUCUCGGCCACAAAGAGGCAAGCGGCGGCAGACGUCACCACUCGCAGGACCGCAUCACGCUCCACCAGAGCAGCUCCGAUGACGGCGACGAAGGCCACAAGAGUUAUGCAAGUGAUGCGGAGUCGCUCUCGUCUUCGUACUCCGCAUCCUCCUCCUACGCGAGUGAUGCAAGUGGUCGCAGUGAGUACGGCAGCGAUAGCGGCCGCAGCGACGGUGACAGCAAUGCCAAUGAUGACGGCGGUAGUGGCCGCUCGUCACUGGUGCGCUUCAAGGACAGUUUCACCACGCCCAUCAUGGUACAGGACGCGGAAGGCCUGCAUGCCUUCACCUUGUCGUUGGAGAUGUUUGGAAAGGAGCUGCGGCGAGUGCUGUACGGCCUGGAGGAGAUGCUGCAGAGUCUGUAG
Leptomonas pyrrhocoris is the source of this 7083-nucleotide messenger RNA. RefSeq lists its product as hypothetical. Bases 1993 to 7083 code for a protein of 1696 amino acids. Gene Ontology annotation, molecular function: transmembrane transporter activity. The record is from RefSeq and is a predicted model, not a curated record. Lineage: Eukaryota; Euglenozoa; Kinetoplastea; Trypanosomatida; Trypanosomatidae. The transcript has a single exon. Gene Ontology annotation, cellular component: plasma membrane. Gene Ontology annotation, biological process: transmembrane transport.